Drosophila guanche is the source of this 1315-nucleotide messenger RNA. Its product is annotated as EARP-interacting protein homolog. Gene Ontology annotation, molecular function: protein binding. Gene Ontology annotation, biological process: protein ubiquitination. NCBI's taxonomy places the organism in Eukaryota, Metazoa, Arthropoda, Insecta, Diptera, Drosophilidae. Bases 65 to 1216 code for a protein of 383 amino acids. The transcript is spliced from 2 exons. The record is from RefSeq and is a predicted model, not a curated record.
UAUGUAUGUAGAUGAAAAGUGUAUUAUUUACAUAUAAUCAAAUCAACAAAAUUAGCCACUGGCAAUGGACGAAAACAGCCUGAUCUACGGCUUGGAGUUGCAGGCUCGUGCCCUCACACCUCAGUACGGCGAAAGCAAUGAGGUGAACUUUUUUAUUGCCACAAACUCCCUGAAGCCCACCAAUCAGCUGCAUUUGAUUACCUACGACGAAGAGCAGGGCUCCAUACAGGCCAAGGUCUUUGAGCAUGCACUGGGUGAGGUUUGGAAGCUAAACAGUUGCCCACACGACUCCCGCCUGCUGGCAUCUGUGUACAAUGUCCAAAAAGGCGCACAGGUCCUGACUCAUGCUGCACUUUUAACGCUGCCGGAGAAUUUGAGCCUGCCCGAUGGGGAGGAACUGAAAUCGGAGUAUCUUCCUUGGGGACAGGUGGAAGUUUUGGACACAGAAGCCUAUGGCGAACGCGUCAAAACAAUCGAAUUUCAUCCCAGCCAGGAGCAGACACUGGCCUGCGUGGUGGACAACAAAGUGACGGUUAUGCAGCGCGCUGAAGCCUCCACCCGCGUUGUGGCCGAAGUGCCCGUCACCAGCUCGGGCAGUGCCAAGCACACGGUGCCCUUCACCACCGGCAAAUGGUCGCAUCAUCACCAGGGCCACCAGUUCCUCGCCCUGCACGACUGCAGCCUGAGUGCGUACGAUGUGCGCGACACACAGCAUUGCGCGUGGAGCAUAAGCGAUGCUCACAACCAGCUGGUCCGCGACUUGGACUGCAAUCCGAACAAGCAGUGCCACCUGGUGACCGGCGGGGACGAUGGCUACCUCAGGAUAUGGGACUGCCGCAUGCACAAGGCGCCAGUUUUUGAACGAAGCGAUCAUUCGCACUGGGUGUGGUCGGUGCGCUUCAACACAUUCCAUGACCAACUGGUCCUGUCCAGCUCCAGUGAUUGCAAAGUGCUCCUCACAUGCGCGGGCUCUGUUAGCUCGGAGACGCAGGCCCAGGCUGGCCUUGAUGAGUCGAACUUUGGCGGCGCGGAAACUGAGGAGCGGCACAAGGUGCUGUCGGAUGGCCUGCUGCAGACCUUCGACCAGCACGAGGACUCUGUGUACUGUGCAGAAUGGAGCAACGUGGACCCAUGGAUCUUUGCAUCCUUGAGCUACGACGGACGGGUAAUAAUCUCAAAGGUACCAAAGCAGUACAAGUAUCAGAUUAUAUUUUAAGUUAAUUUAUAUUUAAAAAUAAACAGCUUAGCCCGUGUCCUCUGAUGUACAAUCGGAUGAGUCAUUGGGAUUCGCAGUCUCUACGGAACAGACCCGCUU